GUCACCGGAUACAGAGGCGUAUGCUAGCUCCCUCCCUGUUUUUUUUUUCAGUCAGAUAGAGCGGAAACACGUGGGUAAAUAGGAAGGAACGUCAGGUGCGCGGGUUUAUGGCGUCUGUCUGACUGCAGUCUUUAGAAAUGGCGGCAAUUAAUGCAAUGGAGAAGAAACUGGCAGAGUACAAAUGUGACACCAAUGAAGCCAUCUGUCUGAAACUAGUGCGUUUUCCAGAAGAUCUGGAGGAUGAUAGCACAACAUUCCACCCAGAAUACAGUCACCAACUAUUUGGGGAUGAUGAAGUAGCAUUUGGAUACAAAGGCCUUCAAAUCCAGCUGUUUUGCAGUGCUGGGAACCUGACUACACUCCUUAAUGUCAAGUAUACAUCGAAAGUGACUGAUACCAUUGACUGUGUGGAGCCUGAUGAUGUUGAAAGUAAAAUCCGUGAAAUAAUCCCAGCCAGAUCCUGCAGCAACACAGAGGACUUUGUUUCUUUGUUGGAAAAAGAAGCUAAAUUCAAGCCUUUUGGAAGCCUGCUCCAUACGUAUUCGGUACAUAACGAGGAAGCAGGUGAAGAUAUUACCUACCAAAUCUACAAGGCUGAGAUGUCCUGUCCUGGCUUUAAAGAGUACCAUGAGAGGCUUCAGACCUUCCUGAUGUGGUUCAUUGAGACAGCCAGCUUUAUCGAUGUGGAUGAUGAAAGAUGGGACUACUUUCUUAUAUUUGAGAAGUAUAAUAAGGACGGAGAGACACUCUUCGCAACUGUUGGCUACAUGACGGUCUAUAAUUACUAUGUGUACCCAGACAAAACCCGGCCGCGUGUAAGCCAAAUGUUAAUUCUUCCCCCAUUCCAAGGAGAAGGUCAUGGAGCUCAGCUGCUUGAAGCUAUUCAUCGGUAUUAUCUCACAGCCCCUAAAGUUUUGGACAUAACUGCUGAAGAUCCAUCUGAAAGUUAUAUCAAACUCAGGGACUUUGUCCAUGCAAAACUCUGCCAGUCGUUGCCAUCUUUUUCACCAGAUCAACUAAUCCAAGGAUUUAGUCAUAAAAUGGUAGAAGAGGUCCAGGAAAAGUUAAAGAUAAACAAGAAACAUGCAAGACGAGUGUAUGAAAUCCUGCGUCUGCAUAACACAGACAUGAGUGAUCUGGAGCACGCAAAAGCAUACAGUUUGGAAAUUAAAAGAAGACUUGUCGGCCCAUACAAGAAAAACCAAAGGGAACUUGCCAAGAUGAGGAAGUGUCUUAGGCCUGAGGAGUUGGGCAAUCAGAUGAGCCAAAUAGACCUUAAGACGCAGCAUGAGGAACUGGAGAAGAGCUACCAAGAUCUUGUAGAAGAAUACAGACGAGUUCUGGAACGUCUUGCACAAGCGUGAAUCUUGUAUUCCUGUGUAUAAAUAAUACAAAAUACAAUUUCUUCAGUCUGUUAUUUAUUUUUUUUGUUUUGUUUUCCAGUGUCUGUCUAGCAGGGUGCAACACGUGUCUGCUUACUCGUGGCACUGUUAACAAACAUCUAUUAAACUAACUUACCAUCUGGUGUUUUUAAAGAACUGUUAAACAGUAAAAAAAAAAAAAGAAAA
Acipenser ruthenus (sterlet) is the source of this 1568-nucleotide messenger RNA. RefSeq names its product histone acetyltransferase 1 (gene hat1). The coding region runs from base 138 to 1364 and encodes 408 amino acids. The transcript has 11 exons. Gene Ontology annotation, cellular component: nucleus. Gene Ontology annotation, biological process: subtelomeric heterochromatin formation. Lineage: Eukaryota; Metazoa; Chordata; Actinopteri; Acipenseriformes; Acipenseridae. The record is from RefSeq and is a predicted model, not a curated record. Gene Ontology annotation, molecular function: histone binding; histone H4 acetyltransferase activity.